AUUUAAUGACAUGAAAUAAAAAAAAACUUCAAAAUUCCGUAUUUUCUAUUAAUUUCCUUUAUAGUAGAUUUUCUUUUAAAAAAUAAAUCUGAGAAAUGGAGUUGGGUUUGAUUCCCAUAAUAGAAGUAUUGAUGAUAGUGGGGUUAAUUUGGUUAGUAAAUAUGGUGGUGAGAAGAGUAAAUAGUUGGGUUUAUGAAUCAAAACUUGGAGAAAUAAGGAAGAAUUUGCCACCAGGUGAUCUGGGUUUGCCAUUUAUAGGAAAUAUGUGGUGUUUUCUCAGAGCUUUCAAGUCUGCUAAUCCUGAUUCCUUCCUUAACUCUUACUUCACCAGGUUUGGUAAAACAGGAAUUUACAAGGCAUUUAUGUUUGGUAGUCCAAGUGUAAUUGUUACUACAGCUGAAACAUGCAGAAAAGUGUUAAAUGAUGAUGAACAUUUCAAGCCUGGUUGGCCUGUUUCGACUAUAAAGUUGAUUGGUAGGAAAUCCUUCGUUUCCAUUCCCUACGAGGAGCAUAAACGUCUAAGGAGGUUAACUUCUGCUCCCAUCAAUGGACAUGAAGCAUUAUCAGAAUACAUGACAUAUAUAGAAGACAUUGUCAAUAUUGCUCUCGACAAAUGGAGUAAAAUGGGAGAAAUUGAGUUUCUGACACAGCUUCGCAAGUUAACUUUCAGGAUAAUUAUGUAUAUCUUUUUGAGCUCAGAGAGUGAACCUGUAAUGGAGGCCUUAGAAAGAGAGUAUACAACACUCAACUAUGGUGUUAGAGCUAUGGCAAUCAAUCUCCCGGGAUUUGCUUACCAUGAAGCACUUAAGGCUCGAAAGAGACUUGUGGCGGUGUUUCAGUCUAUAAUAGAUGAACGAAGGGUACUGAAAAGGGACAGAGUCGCUAUCAAGGCCAAGAAGGAUAUGAUGGAUGCUUUGCUCGAGGUUGAAGAUGAGAAUGGAAGAAGAUUGACUGAUGAGGAGAUUAUUGAUCUUUUAGUCAUGUACUUGAAUGCUGGACAUGAAUCCUCUGGUCAUACCUUGGCGUGGGCUACUGUCUUGUUGCAGAAACACCCUGAAUUUCUGCAGAAAGCCAAGGUUGAGCAAGAAGAGAUUGUGAAAAAAAGGCCAGCAGGACAGAAAGGACUGACACUGAAAGAAAUCAGAGAAAUGACUUAUCUUUCUCAGGUAGUAGAUGAAACUCUUCGGUGGGUGACAUUCUCACUUGUAGUCUUUCGAGAGGCACUAUCAGAUGUCACAAUAAACGGUUAUACAAUUCCUAAAGGAUGGAAAGUGUUGGUUUGGUUUAGAACUUGUCACUUGGAUCCUGAAAACUGGCCUGACCCUAUGAAGUUCAACCCUUCUAGAUGGGAUGACCUUAUCCCUAAAGCAGGGUCUUUUCUUCCCUUUGGUGCUGGGAGCAGACUUUGUCCUGGAAAUGAUCUCGCCAAGCUAGAAAUAUCCAUUUUUCUACACUACUUUCUCCUUAAUUACAGGCUGGAAUUAGUAAAUCCCGACUGUGCUGUGCAAUACUUACCGCAUAGAAGACCAAAAGACAACUGCUUGGCAAAAGUCAGAAGGAUCUAAGCUUUGACACCGUCACUUUGCAGAUAAUAAGCAGUGAUUUGUAACAUAAAUGAGACACCCUACAUGAAUGAAUCACACAGGGCUCAGCUUUUAACAUUCAGUGUAUUGGUAAAAACAAAUACAUUCUGGUGGAGGAAUGAUCUUAUGACUAUUUGUUGAUUAUAAAGCAACGGGCAACUAUUCCAACUUGAAAUAGUUACGGGGUACUAUUUUGUGGGAGUUCUCUUAAUUAUUCCA
Messenger RNA from Spinacia oleracea (spinach), 1802 nucleotides. RefSeq names its product ent-kaurenoic acid oxidase 1. Gene Ontology annotation, molecular function: ent-kaurenoic acid monooxygenase activity; iron ion binding; heme binding. Gene Ontology annotation, cellular component: endoplasmic reticulum. Bases 96 to 1565 code for a protein of 489 amino acids. NCBI's taxonomy places the organism in Eukaryota, Viridiplantae, Streptophyta, Magnoliopsida, Caryophyllales, Amaranthaceae. The record is from RefSeq and is a predicted model, not a curated record. Gene Ontology annotation, biological process: brassinosteroid homeostasis; brassinosteroid biosynthetic process; multicellular organism development. The transcript has 8 exons.